CCCGCCUGUCUGCUCUUUAGUUACAGUAUGGCGGCUCGGACUUGCGGAGGAGGACAACUUCUUCUAGAUUCUUUCCAGACAAAUGUAGGAAGGCGACGACUGUAACUCUUAACCGUCCCCGGCAAACACGACCUGGACUGAGAUAGACGACGACUGCGCAAGUUGUGGCUUUGUUAUCCUGGAAUAUAAUCGGGCUGGUGUGAUGCGUGAGGAGGACCCGCAGUCAAGAAACUCCCCUGAUUUUUCCGCGUCUGUUUCUGCCCUGACUGUCAGUUAGCCGGCUAGCUGCUUGGUAGCUCACCUCACAGCUAGCUCACCACCUUUCAUGCUAACGUAGUAGCCGGGCUAGCUGUUUAUUUGCUCCCAGGAGACAGGGAUGGCAUUUCGCAUCCACUCGGUAAGCGAACUGAUUGAGAGGGGUGGGGAGAAAACAUUUGAGGACCUGGGUAAUAAGUUUGUCAGCACUCACUAGCCUAGCCUAGCCUAGCCUAGCUUGCUGGUACAACGCCAGGAAACGUUGGCCGAGCCGCUAGCGAGCUAGCCAAUUAGCAUUUUAGUUGCACAAGAAGACCUGCUAAUCCCCCCGUUCAUCCAGGCUGAGUGUUUGAAGCCUAUGUGCGACUUCAGACGAAGAGUGGAGACUGAACUGCUUUAGUUGGCGAAGCUUAAUUGACAGAUAAUGUCUUUAUAACUCAGGGUUUGUUUUUUGGCGUUCAGUCUUUCUAGGCGUCGUUAGCGGUCUUGUAGGUGUUCUCUGGAGGGAGUGGUGACGUUAGGUAGCUAGCUAAGGUUCCCUGUAUCAGGGUAACACUCAGAUUAUGACAGGCUGUAAAUGAUGAAUAUGUUACCGAUGACACGUUACUAAAACGCCAAACUUGCGUGGCGUGUUGCACAUCGGGGUGUGUGCACCUUGUCAGCUUGCUGCAAGACAAGACUUGACAGAACAAGAAAGCGCGCAAUACUUUAACUGCUCCCGAUAGACAUUAUAAAGAUCCUUCCAUGGAUUGAUAACUCAUUUGAUCACUUCAAUAGAGUUAUUGGCGUGAGCUGCUGCAAUCUUUAGGGGGACUAAAGAUCAAGCCUCUGGUGACUGGCUUAUCUCACCUGCUUCAGUGGUGGAAGAGUUUGAUGGACGUGGGAGGCUGUUUGCCAGACUGUCAAAGCUAUACUCAGUCAUGUAUGUCUUGACACAUGGCACCCUGGUCUGUGCAUAGUGCCUGCUGUCAGAUGUAAGUGUCGUUAUGUAGCUUUGGUGGACAGACAGUGAAAGGAAUGUCUUGUCUUUUUUAUACCUGUUGGUUUGUUUUUUAUUUUCGUUUUUUUCAAACACAGGAGAGUCUUGUUGAAUCGAGGUGGGAAAGCAGCGCAGCCCGGGCUGUGUACAGUGGACAAUGUUUAUUAGUUAGUGCCUAGAAGCUUAAGGACUAACAGUUUGGCCUACAUUAUAGGCCACAGAUAUAUUGGAGAUUAUACAUUGGGGAUUGCAACAGAAGCACGUCACUCUGGAUCAAGAAAACCUGCCCCUCGUCUCUGGUUGGAGUAAUACUCUAAAGCCAAAAUCAAUGCCUUCAGCGCUGGCCGUGUUCGCUUGCCGACCCAACUCGCACCCAUUCCAGGAGCGGCAUGUAUACCUGGAUGAGCCAGUCAAGAUCGGCAGGUCGGUGGCUCGGUGUCGUCCGGCCCAGAACAACGCCACCUUCGACUGCAAGGUGCUUUCCAGGAAUCAUGCCCUGGUCUGGUUUGACCACAAGACCGGCAAGUUCUACCUGCAGGACACUAAAAGCAGCAACGGGACGUUCAUCAACAGCCAGAGGUUGAGUCGCGGCUCGGAGGAGAGUCCGCCCUGCGAGGUUCUCUCCGGCGACAUUAUUCAGUUUGGCGUUGACGUCACUGAGAACACACGCAAAGUCACCCAUGGCUGCAUCGUGUCAACAAUCAAACUCUUCCUACCUGAUGGGAUGGAGGCACGCAGGCGAAGCGAUGUCAUCCAGACUCCGUUACCACUACCUGUAGACAAGGUUGCAGCCAACACUCCCAGUAUGUAUUCUCAGGAACUGUUCCAGCUCUCCCAGUAUCUACAGGAGGCCUUACACAGAGAGCAGAUGUUGGAGCAGAAAUUAGCUACUCUGCAGCGUCUGUUAGCCAACACUCAGGAGGCCUCGGAGAGCAGCUGGCAGGCUCUGAUUGAUGAAGACCGUCUGCUCUCCAGACUGGAGGUGAUGGGCAGUCAGCUACAGGCUUACUCUAAGUCCCAGACGGAGGAAGGUAUUCGUAAGGAACUCUUGGCUCUUCAGGAGGACAAACACAACUACGAGACAACGGCGAAGGAGUCCCUGAGGCGAGUCCUGCAGGAGAAGAUCGAGGUGGUCAGGAAGCUGUCAGAGGUGGAGCGCUCACUCAGUAACACGGAGGAUGAGUGUACCCACCUGAAGGAGAUGUCUGAGAGGGGCCAGGAGGAGCUGAGGGAGCUUGCCAACAAGUACAACGCUGCCGUCAAUGAGAUCAAAGAGCUCACUGACAAAAUCAAGGCGGCAGAGGGCCGGCAGGAAGAACUGACCCAACGGGGAGCGACGGAGAAGAGGGAGUUGGAGCUGCGGAUCGAGGAGAUGGAGGAGAAGGAGCAGGUUCUCCAGGCUCGCAUCGAAGCUCUGCAGGCCGACAAUGACUUCACCAACGAGAGGCUCGCUGCCCUGCAGGUGCGGUUAGAACAGCUACAAGAGAAAAGCAUUAAAGAGAACAACAGCCUGGAUGUCAACAAUGUCUCCCACGGACCAGUAGAGGAGCCUGUCGAGGACAAACAGAACCUGCAGACACCUGAGAGCCAGGAGGAAGACGAGGAUGAGGAGGAUACAGACACAGAUGAUGGUGCAGUUGGUCAAGAUGAAGAUAUUGAUGACAACUGUCAUGUUAACAACAGCGGAGGAGACUCGACUAGAAUCCAACAGUUUAUUGAGUGUCCGCCAGUCAAACAGCUGAAGGAGACUGUAAGCUCUUCAAUCCACAAACUGGCCAACUUUGAUGAAGUGAUGGACGCCCACCUACAGAACAACCAGACAGCAGAAGACGACCUCCUGGCCAGCCCUGAUCGACUCAAAGCGAAUCAGAUGGAUGCCAAAGAGUCCGACAUGUCAGACACUCUGAGUCCCAGCAAAGACCGCAGCAGUGACGACACGUCAGACGGCAACAUGGACGACCAGGAGCUGAAUGAACCACAGAACAGAGUAGCUCUGCUCAAAGCUGAGUUGCAUCGGGCUGGUCUAGAGCCUGGAGACACAGAGCAGGUCAUCCACCAUCUCCACAGAGAGCUUCUGGAGGCCCAGGAAUUAGCCAACACUGGCAAGCAGAGAUGUCUGGAGCUACAAGCUCUGCUGGAGGACGAGAGGAGGAGUAACUCUAAGCAGACUGAAGAGUCGACCAAACAGAUCCAGUACCUACAGACUCAACUUGGGAAGCUUCAGGCUGACAUGGAGGCCCUGAGAGAGCAGAGGGAGAGCACCAUCUGCACCACCAGAGAGGAGCUCUUCUCUGCCCAGGAGGAGAUUCUCAUCUUGCGGCGCACAAUGGAGGCAGCCGAGGUGGAGCGGGAGCGGGAGAUUGCCGCCUUGCAGGCCGACCUGGGCAGCGUGCGUUCUGAGUUGGAGCACUGGAGGAACAUGGCCACCAAGUAUGAGGAGGAGAUCAGCCGACUGCAGGAGGCCUUCACACAGCAGCGACAGCAGCAGAACACUGCCAACCAGCUGCAGGCGGAGUAUGUUACGUUGCAGCAGCGGUGUGUGUGUUUGCAGCAGGACUGUGACGGCCUGAGAGAUGAACGGAAAGCUCUUACGGACAAACUGCACCGCCUAGAGACUGAGCUGAGCAGCACCAGGGAGCAGAGUCUGGUCCUCAGCAGCAGUCUGGAGUCUCUGGAGAAGAGGGAGGGGGUUUUGCAGGACAAACUGGGUUCUCUGGAGAAUCAACACCUGCAGGAUGCAAGUAAUCUGAAGAGCCAGCUUGACCAGGCCCAGGCUCACACACACACACUGCAGAAAGAGUAUGAAGACACACAGUCCCAGCUGUUGGAUCUCCGUCAGCGCUAUGAAAGGACAGAGCAGGAGAAGCUGAACAUCCACCAGGAGCUGGAGCAGUGCAGGAGCAGCCUGAAGCUGCUGCAGGACAAGACCAGCUCUCCAUCCAUAUUGCAGCCUGUCCAAGCCAUAUUCAUUGGCCUUGUCCUGGCUCUGCUGUACUGGUGUUUCGGCCAGUUGUGGUAGAAAGAGCGGCUGGAGUCCCUGGAUGCCGGUCAUCGCAGUGAUGGUCGCUGUGACGGCAGCCGUCCUCUACCCAAACCUCUCCAAGAGCAGCUCCACCUAGGGCACACACACAGAGCGCUGUGAGGAGAGCAUCACUGCUUUACUUGUAUAAAGUCUAAUUGUACAUAAUUGUAGAGGGAAUAUAAAGGUUGUGGUUUCUACAGAGGAUUCUUGGUUUAUUUUGUUUUGAGUGUUGUUUUUCCGGCAGCGGGGAGUUUUGUGUUUUUAUUGUCGGCUCUCUCAGCUGUGGUGGGGGCUUUUUUUUUUUUUUUUGGUUUAGUCUCUCUGCUGAUUUCUGGGUAACAAAGCAUUCUCCAGUAGGCCGAGCUUCCACACAAAAAAAACCUGCCAGAGGUGACGUUCACUCCCGUCCCAUCGUACACGAGUGGGAUGGAGGUGCCACACUUUCCAGCAGCCAGUCCAGUCAGGGAAACACGAUCCAUGUUCAUCACUGAAAGCUAAAAGGCCUGCAUUUGCUGGAAGGAGCGUCUGUGCACCGUUUGACCGAUUUCAUUGGCUAUUGAAGUCUGUUAAAAGGUGGUGUUUACCUGUAGCUCUGUCAGAAAUAAUUUUAACAGUUUGAACGGACUCGGCUGCACCCUCAUAUCUCCAUAUUCAGCUUUAAGUUCUCUAAUAACCAGCGCGGUGCUUUCACCUGCCUCAUCUGUCCACGGUGAUCAACAAUAUGAUCACUUGGAGUUUAGAUGCUGAUAUUGGGUGUUAGUAUACUCUAAACUUAAAUUUGGCAUUUUUCUUUGAAGAACAUCAGAUUUUUGCCCUUGACAGGUUAAAAACUUGAUUAAAAUAACAGAUUACCAAUUUGGCAAAGCAGGCAACUGCCUCAGAUCCUUUCAUCCUCCAAUUUUAUGAAAUGUUUGGUACUAAAACUCAGUAAAAACUGUAAAGGUAACAGCCCUAAUGUUUUUUUAACCUAGUUUUUAUCCAGUUAUUAGAGGCCUACUGUUCACUUUUGCUUGUGUCCUUGUGGGUUAUUCUGGCUCUGUUUAUGUUAAACAUAGCGCCACUAUACAGUAAACUGCAUCCCAUCAGAUUUUCACAAAAAGACAAUAGCUUUCAGCUCCAUAUGUCAGUAAAACGAAGUAACUCCACGUUAAAUACUGCGUUAAUACUUCAUAAAAAUCACCUUCGUAGUAAAGCAUUGUAUUGUGGGAGCACAAAUUAAACAUGAACCCGUGACGGAGUGCGUCAGGUCACCUGGAUCAGUUCACCGUGUGGCUGGGUCUGAUGGAAAGUGUUCACAGGUUUCAGGAAGUCCUGCUCUGUUAUGUUCUCAUUUUAGUCGGCCAUGUUGGAUUUCUAACAUGGCGUUUUCUCUGUUUUUGUUUUGUUCUUUUUCGGGGGAGUUAGGGGUUUAAAACUUGAAGCCAAAUUUAUUAAAAUAAAAAUCAGAUCUAUUUUCAUUUCCUUUGUUUUUGGUAGUUUUGGGUUUAUUCUAUUCUUUUUCAUUUUCGGGGCACAGAAAACGGGGUCAAAGUGCCUCUGAUGUAACUAACACCACAGUUUGUGUAUGUGUGCGGCCAGACACGCACACAACUGCAAACACACACGCACACACGCACACACACACACACACACACACUUUUUUGACUGUCAGAGGUCUCUCAGUGUCAAGGGUCUGGAGAGAAGCUGUACAUUGGUGAGCUGCGAUGUCUCAUUAGCUGUUUCUGGAGCUUUCAGCAGCUACACAUGACCGCCUUCAACCAAGUCAUUGGCUCAGGUAGCACCUGAUAAUCGGAUGAUGUCUGAUGACAGGAGUGUCUCUUAAUUUAGGGAACAGCGCAGCCUUUUUUCGCUGUUGCCAUCCUCCAGACAAACUUUAAAUGCUUUGCCUCACUAGAUAUGUAAAGAUAGAAGAAUGAUAAAUAAUAGCUAAAAUGUGUUUGUUCUUAAAAACAGGAAGACCAUUCAGCUUCUCUCCAAACUUAAACGCUUGUGGUCUCUGCUGAGAUGUUUUAGCAGACAUUAAAUUAUUUAGAUGUGUGUGUGUGUGUGUGUGUGUGUGUGUGUCGGUUCACACUCUGGACUCUUGAGCAGCGUCUGUCAUCGUUCGUGUACUCUGUCUUGUCUCCGUGUUUAAAAAAAAUAAAUAAAUAAAUAAAUGAAACGACGAACAAAUAUUCCUGAUGUUUAAAGAGAAAAACACUACAGUACAGAGAGAGAAUUGUAAAAUAAAAUGUUAUUGAACGAUGUACUACUAGACUUAUUUUGUUAAAAUUGUUUAGAGAUAUGAGAGGGAGCUACGUAGAGGAUGAGGUAUGAUGAUGUAAUGAAUAUGCAGAGAAAUGUUUGGAUUAAAGUUGUAGCAAGCUGACCCACCAAA
Micropterus salmoides (largemouth bass) is the source of this 6633-nucleotide messenger RNA. RefSeq names its product sarcolemma associated protein a (gene slmapa). NCBI's taxonomy places the organism in Eukaryota, Metazoa, Chordata, Actinopteri, Centrarchiformes, Centrarchidae. Gene Ontology annotation, molecular function: protein binding. Gene Ontology annotation, biological process: regulation of voltage-gated sodium channel activity; protein localization to plasma membrane; regulation of membrane depolarization during cardiac muscle cell action potential. The transcript is spliced from 26 exons. The coding region runs from base 1563 to 4253 and encodes 896 amino acids. The record is from RefSeq and is a predicted model, not a curated record.